GAUCUGAGUCACCACCAAAAUAUUAACAUAUUUUUCUAUUGAUUAUAUUAUAUAUACCCACCACCACGUUAACAUGGGCCAAACCUAGUAGAUAAAGAAAAUGGUAAAAUUCGUAAUUGCUGAUCAUGAUAAAACGCUCGCGGGUAUUGUUCCUUCGUAGCUUUACCAACUUUACUUUAACUUGUGAAGAGAGAAAAAGAGACAACAAGACGAUAAAGAUCAGGAUCCGAUAACACGAAGAUGCCUAACGGGUGGCUCAAGUCAUUGCAAUGCAAAUCAAAAGCGUUCGAUGAUGUCUGUAACUUCAAAACUAAACCACUAAUCUCGUCGAGUUACGGUUGUAGUCGAAAGAGCUCACAUUGCGUCAAAGACGUGAUCGAUACACGAUUAUUAGGUAAGAAAAACCCGAAACCAGACCAGAACCUAAGGCGUUUGAAGUCUUGUCAAACCGAAACAGAGCUUCUUAACCCGCAAACCCGAACCCGAAGGAGCAAAUCUGCCCGCGCAUCCGAAACGCUGACCGAGCUUCCCGAUGGUCACCCGUCAAGGAACGUAGUGGAGAUCAUAUUCCAGUCAAGCUGGAGCUCCGACGAGUUUCCGGGUCGGAUAGAGAUGAUUUUCAAAGUGGAAAACGGGUCGAGGACAGUGACCCGGUUCGAGGAGUACAGAGAGGUUAUGAAGUCACGUGCUGGUUUAAACGUAGGCACGUGCGAGGAGGAGGACGCACGGUGUUUGGCUGACGGCAACGAGAUGAUGAGGUUUUAUCCGGUUGCGGAUGGGUUUAACGGCGGCUCGUGGGUUUUUGCCGGCGGGAAAAGUCAAGCUGUGUGUACGUUUUCGGGUAGUGGUGAAGCGUACGUGAGCGGCGGAAGUGGCGGAGGAAGGAAGGCGAUGGUAAUUUGUCGGGUGAUAGCGGGUCGGGUUGAUGAUAGAAUCGGGUUUGGGUCGGACUCGGUAGCGGGUCGUGACGGCGAGUUGUUUGUCUUUGAUACACGUGCGGUGUUGCCUUGUUUUCUAAUCAUUUUCAGAUUGUGAUAUGAUAAAAAAAAACGUUAUAAAUAUUUUCUUAUAGACACUGUA
Camelina sativa (false flax) is the source of this 1080-nucleotide messenger RNA. RefSeq lists its product as uncharacterized. The record is from RefSeq and is a predicted model, not a curated record. NCBI's taxonomy places the organism in Eukaryota, Viridiplantae, Streptophyta, Magnoliopsida, Brassicales, Brassicaceae.